AUGAAGAAACUGGUGAUACAGAGGCCAAAGCUAAAUGUCGAAGAGAUAGCGGACGUGAUGGAGACUAAAAUGUCGGCAGGCAAGGCAAACUCGUUGGACAAGAUGUUGGAGUGUGUGGUGACGGAUGUAGCUGAGCGAGACAGCGAACGUGCAGCCAUUUACGCAGCCACGGACAUGCGUCAGUGCGAAGAAGGCGGUCAGCCUGAGACGGUUGUGGAGUUGGAUGACAAUCAGGAAGGAUAUUGUGGUGAGCCAUUGGCGACUGCACAUCGGGCGCAGAGCUGA
Phytophthora nicotianae INRA-310 is the source of this 285-nucleotide messenger RNA. RefSeq lists its product as hypothetical. Lineage: Eukaryota; Oomycota; Peronosporomycetes; Peronosporales; Peronosporaceae. The coding region runs from base 1 to 285 and encodes 94 amino acids. The record is from RefSeq and is a predicted model, not a curated record. The transcript is spliced from 3 exons.